This is a messenger RNA of Knipowitschia caucasica, 1188 nucleotides long. The record is from the annotation of a GenBank genome assembly. Lineage: Eukaryota; Metazoa; Chordata; Actinopteri; Gobiiformes; Gobiidae.
AUGUUGGGUCCGCCGCUGUGGGUCCUGACUACUAAGCAGCGGAUUGUUUCAGCGGCAACGCGGCUGCGGAUGUCGCAACAUGCGGCAGCUUCAGGCGGAAACGCACACUUUCACACUUUCCUCCAUCAACUUUAUCUGUGUCUCUUUGAGCUGUGUCAGAUCGCGGAGGUGACAGCUUCAUGUGGUCAGCACGUACUUUUCCGCAACUUGGUAAUUCAACCCUGGUCCUGCAGAGCUUUAAAUAUCUGCAGUGAGGACCUCCCCGCAGACACGUGUUGUAAGCUGUGCCUCCAGGGACUCUCUGCUCGGAAACUUCCACCUUCAUGCCUUUUUGUGAUUGUCUCUGGCUUGAGUGGAUCCUGCAGUGAAUGGAGAACUUACUGGUUCUACUCCCGAAGCACCGCCAGGAACACGGCAGAUGCUCCACUGCCCUAUAGUUUCUGCAAAGGCGUCCGUAUGGUACUUUGGUCGAAGGAUCAGGAUAAACUCCCUGGCAUGGACAUGUCUUCUGGGGCUAAUGACGUGAAGAAGGAGGCGGGUGCUUUGACUCCAGCCGUUUACCUCAACUCCAACUGCACCAUCCACCCGGUCAUCCUCACCAAGGACCGCGACGAGCUGGCUCCGGAGCCCGGCGACGAGUUCGAACUCAAGGAAGUCACAUCCGAGCUAGCCAAUGAGAACGAAGAGGACGCAGAGAGGUCAGACAUGGUGGCGGCGAUGGAGUGUCUGGCCAACGCCAAAGGGCAGCGCGAGGAGGACGCUCUGUUAGAGAACGCCAGCCAGAGCAACGAGAGCGACGACACCAGCCUGGACCAGAGCCCCGAGCCCUCGGCACCGCUCAAGGAGACCUCCUUCUCCAUCGGACUGCAGGUGGUCUUCCCCUUCCUGCUGGCCGGCUUCGGGACAGUGGCCGCCGGGAUGGUCCUGGACAUUGUUCAGACGUUUUGCAACACCUUGAAAAACGUGUCCAGUCGAGCCUUGGGGAGGAUCGUCGUGGACACUUUAGAUCUGUGCUGCAGGAGCGGGGACGGACCGCCUCAGGUUCUGCACGUGGCCGAGGCGCUGUGUGUGCGGCUCUCCACCUCUGAGCUCUUCACAGACAGAGAAGGAGACUCAGAGACGGAGAAGUGGCUCCCCCUAGUGGCCCGUCAGAGCAACAGCACCAGCUCUCUUCUCAUCUCAUGUUAA